This is a messenger RNA of Trichoderma reesei QM6a, 741 nucleotides long. RefSeq lists its product as uncharacterized. The transcript has 3 exons. Gene Ontology annotation, biological process: endocytosis; septin cytoskeleton organization; cortical actin cytoskeleton organization. Gene Ontology annotation, cellular component: membrane raft; cell cortex; plasma membrane. The record is from RefSeq and is a predicted model, not a curated record. Lineage: Eukaryota; Fungi; Ascomycota; Sordariomycetes; Hypocreales; Hypocreaceae. Bases 1 to 741 code for a protein of 246 amino acids.
AUGGCGCUGCCAAAGAACGCCCUCCUGGGCACCGCCGGCCUCACCCUCCUCUCGACCUCGCUCCUCUUCAUCUGGUUCCUCAUCCUCCCCGGCGUCGCAGACGACACCCCCUUCCGCAAGACAUACUACCUCCGCGCCGACACCAGCGGCAUCACCGGCGCCCGCCCCGUCUCCCAAUGGACCUACUUCUUCAUCUGCGGCCGCGACAACCAGGACUGCGGCGACGCCCAUCCCGCCAUCCCCUUUGGCUUCGCCUGGGACAGCAACGCCCAAAACGUCCCGCCCGGCCUCGGCGGCUCCCACGGCAGCCACACCACCUCCUUUCACUACUUCUUCAUGUGGCGCUUCGGAUGGGUCUUUUUGCUCAUGACGCUCUUCUUUGAGGUCCUCGCCCUCUUCACCGCCUUCAUCUCCUGCUGCGGCCGUCUCGGCGCCGCAUUGGCCUUUGUCGUCUCCUCCAUUGCCCUCUUCUGGUACUCUCUCGCCGUGGCCCUCAUCACCGCCACCUUUGUCCAAGCCCGCAACCGCUUCCACGACGCCGGCCGCUCCGCCCAGAUCGGCGCCUACGCAUUCGGCUUCCUCUGGGGCUCCUACGCCGCGCUCCUCAUCGCCGUCGUCCUCUUCGCCCUCGGCAUCCGCAGCAGCUCGGGCUUCGCGCUGCCCGGUCGUCGCCGCAGCACAAAGGCCGGCUCGCGCGGCCGCUCGUACGAUGGCCGUCGCGUCAAGGACGAUUACUCGUAA